Messenger RNA from Lachnellula hyalina, 3513 nucleotides. It is a transcript of the gene dbp2, whose product is annotated as ATP-dependent RNA helicase. Bases 1 to 3513 code for a protein of 1170 amino acids. Gene Ontology annotation, cellular component: cytoplasm; nucleus; ribonucleoprotein complex. Gene Ontology annotation, molecular function: RNA binding; ATP binding; phosphomethylpyrimidine kinase activity. Gene Ontology annotation, biological process: rRNA processing; thiamine biosynthetic process. The record is from RefSeq and is a predicted model, not a curated record. NCBI's taxonomy places the organism in Eukaryota, Fungi, Ascomycota, Leotiomycetes, Helotiales, Lachnaceae. The transcript is spliced from 16 exons.
AUGACUGCAACUACAGCCUUGACAGCCCAGAAUACUCUUGGGGUUGUGGAUAUUCAUCACACCCCGCCAGAUUUUGUGGGCAAACUCAUUGACGCAUGUAUCAGUGACAUUGGUGUCGAUGUGGUAAAGACUGGGAUGUUGGCUUCUGUGGAGACUAUAGAAGUUGUAGCAAAAUGUCUUCAAAAACAUGAUGUGAAGAUUCUGGUCAUUGACCCUGUCAUGGUCUCAACCAGUGGUUUCCAAUUACUACCACCGAAAGCAGUCCGUGGACUGCGGACUCUUCUUCUUCCACACGCAACCAUUCUGACGCCCAAUGUCCCCGAAGCGAAGCUGCUCCUUUCCGAUGCUGGCCAACCAGCUGAAGAUCCCAAGAAUGUCGCUGAUUUGAUAGAAAUUGCCAAGUCUGUGCAAUCUCUGGGACCUAAAUACGUCCUAGUCAAGGGAGGGCAUUUACCAUUCAAGAAAGAUGGCACCGUGGCCAAAACUGACGAGGAGCGAGAGCUUAUGAUCGAUAUAUUGUAUGGAGAAGGAGAAGUAACAAGAAUAGAAACUGCAUACCAAAAUUCCAAGAACACGCAUGGUACUGGGUGCUCGAUGGCAUCUGCCAUUGCUUCAAACUUAGGAAGUGGCCAGGAAAUGGCCCAAGCUGUGAAGGGGGCUUGUAGAUAUGUCGAGGCUGGAAUCAGAACCGCCACAGACCUUGGCCAUGGAAAUGGUCCAAUAAACCACUUUCACUCAACCUACACUCUACCAUUUGCACCAGGUCGCUUCUUGGAAUAUCUCCUAGACAGAACUGAUAUCAAAAAAGCCUGGAGAGAACACACCCAUCAUGACUUCGUAGCUAGUCUUGCCGACGGAAGCUUACCAGUCGACUCAUUCAAAUAUUAUCUGGUCCAAGACUAUUUGUACCUGGUUCAAUUCGCAAGAGCCAAUGCUCUGGCUGGGUACAAAGCCAAAACGAUGGAAGAUAUUGCGGCUGCUGCAAAAAUCGUGAGCCAUAUCCAUCACGAGAUGUCAUUACACAUUGAAUACUGCGAAGGUUUCGGUAUGACGAAGAAAGAUAUUGAGGCAACGGAGGAGAGCCAAGGUAUGCCUAACCUUAGAGCCAUAGGCGCCGUUAACAACGAAUUGCAGCAUGCACAGCAUACACAAGGUAGAGACUAUUCAGACCUGAUGGGGGAUCCAGCUAAUUGCAGAACCAGAUACGUCCUCGAUAUCGGACAAGCCGAAGAUUGGCUUGCUCUGCAAGUUUCCAUGGCACCUUGCUUGAUCGGCUACGGUGAAAUUGCGAAACGUCUUCACGCGGACCCAAAGACAAAACGCGAGGGGAACAUAUAUUGGCAAUGGAUUGAGAACUACGUUGCGGAUGACUAUUCGGAGGCCGUGCAAAUAGGAUCUGAAGCCCUCCUUGAGAGACAUGUCGUCUUACAAUCACCAAGCCGUAUUGAAGAGCUGGCGAAGAUCUUUAUUCAUGCAACCAGAGUAAAUGGAGACUGGUUUUUGGGAUAUGGGAGGAAGCCAAACAUAGCAGUUUUAUGGGCAGUGAUGUUACAACUUGUGCUCUCCCAUCCAUUCAAGACACUCUCUGCACAGUACAACCAUUCCGACUGUAAUAUCACGAUUUCACUCACCUUAAUCCGCUCUUUCGACCCAAACAAAUCAGCAACAUGUCUUACGGAGGUGGUGGAUAUGGUGGAUCGCGCGGUGGCGGUGGAGGAGGAGGAGGAUACUCUAAUGGGUACGAUUCAUAUGGCAGCCGCGAUAACUACUCCAGUGGCUAUUCCAACGGGUAUGAAAACCUACGGUCUAAAUAUUGUUGUGAAGUCGAACGCAUCUCGUUGUCUUGCGUAUCGUGAUGCGACAAAGCCGGCGCUCAGCUCAGCUUUGAGCCCCGGAAGAUCCAGAGGUGGAAGCAAUGGAUACUCUGGAGGUGGCGGCGGUGGCUACGGUGGCGGCGGAGGAAGCGUCAACGGCUACUCUGGAGGAGGUGGUGGAUACGGAGGCGGUGGUGGUGGAGGGUUUGGAGGUGGUGCAGGCGGAGACCGCAUGUCAAACCUUGGAGCUGGUCUACAAAAGCAAAGCUGGGAUCUAAAUGCCAUGCCAAAGUUUGAUAAAUCAUUUUACAAGGAAGAUCCUCAAGUCACGAACCGUUCAGAAGCCGAUGUCCUCAAAUUCAGAAAGGAACACUCCAUCGCCGUCCAAGGCAACGAUGUCCCACGACCAGUCGAGACCUUUGACGAGGCUGGCUUCCCACCUUAUGUUAUGAGCGAAGUGAAGGCCCAGGGCUUUCCAGCACCAACUGCCAUUCAAUCUCAAGGUUGGCCCAUGGCUCUGUCGGGACGCGAUGUUGUCGGUAUUGCCGAGACUGGAUCCGGAAAGACUUUGACCUACUGUUUACCAGCCAUUGUCCACAUCAAUGCGCAACCCCUUCUUGCUCAAGGCGACGGUCCUAUUGUUCUGGUCCUCGCUCCUACCCGUGAAUUGGCCGUUCAGAUUCAACAAGAAAUCACCAAGUUUGGCAAAUCCUCCCGCAUCCGUAACACCUGUGUCUACGGAGGUGUUCCUAAGGGUGGCCAAAUCCGCGACCUCGCUAAGGGCGUGGAAGUGUGCAUUGCCACUCCAGGUCGUCUUAUUGACAUGCUAGAGUCCGGAAAGACUAACCUUCGUCGUGUCACUUAUCUCGUACUCGACGAGGCUGAUCGUAUGUUGGACAUGGGUUUCGAGCCACAAAUCCGUAAGAUUCUCGGCCAAAUUCGCCCUGACAGACAAACUUGCAUGUGGUCUGCUACAUGGCCAAAGGAAGUCCGUGCUCUUGCCUCCGAUUACUUGACCGACUUCAUCCAGGUCAACAUCGGUUCCCUGGAACUCUCUGCUAACCAUAGAAUCACUCAAAUUGUCGAGGUUGUCUCUGAAUUUGAAAAGCGUGACAAGAUGACCAAGCACCUCGAGAAGAUCAUGGAAGACAAGGAUAACAAGAUUUUGAUAUUCACUGGUACAAAGCGUGUUGCUGACGAUAUCACACGUUUCCUCCGACAAGAUGGAUGGCCGGCGCUUUCCAUCCACGGCGACAAACAACAGAACGAGCGUGAUUGGGUCCUAAAUGAGUUUAAGACUGGCAAGAGUCCCAUCAUGGUUGCCACUGAUGUGGCUUCCCGUGGUAUUGAUGUUCGUAACAUUACUCAUGUGUUCAACUAUGAUUACCCGAACAACUCGGAGGAUUAUAUCCAUCGUAUUGGUCGUACUGGUCGUGCCGGUGCCAAUGGUACUGCAAUUACGCUGUUCACAACUGACAACCAGAAGCAGGCCCGUGAUCUCGUCUCCGUUCUGACUGAAGCUAAGCAGCAGAUUGACCCACGUCUUGCCGAGAUGACAAGAUAUGGUGGAGGCGGUGGCGGUCGCUAUGGAGGAGGAGGAGGAUAUCGUGGUGGACGUGGAGGCGGCCGAGGUGGUGGCGGUGGUGGAGGUUUUACCUCUUCCAAUGCUGCUCCUCUCGGAGGCAGUCGGCGUUGGUGA